Molecule: messenger RNA, 2722 nt
Organism: Drosophila ananassae
Lineage: Eukaryota; Metazoa; Arthropoda; Insecta; Diptera; Drosophilidae
Gene: gol
Product: protein goliath
Exons: 9
Coding region: 737-2623 (628 amino acids)
Source: RefSeq, a predicted model, not a curated record
CAUCUGCGCGACCGUUACUCUCAGAAAGUAUCUAGUAUCUGCGAGUGGGGCUGUCGCUGCUCCGUCUCAAAAGAUACGUCAAAAAGUAUUUGUAUCUGCUGCGAGCUGGAUGUAUCCAUCGUUGUCGCCGGCUGGUAUAUAGGCGUCCGAGCCGCGCGUAUCUUCGGAUCUGUAUCCGGAUUAUAGUUAGUUUGUUUAACUAAGUUAGUGAAAGCAUCUCAGAGCUAGCUGAACUGCAGUUAGGCUGACUUGGUAGGAGCACUCCCCUGAGAAACCGAAAAAUUCUGGCAGAUACGCAGCCGAAAUAAAAAGAACACAAGCCUAUUCCUCUCGCGUCCGUUCAACGAAAAUAAUAAUAGAUAAAAACAACAAGAAAUUACGAAAAUGCGCCAAGAAAAUUAAAAAGCACAGAUAUAUUCCGAUCGUACUAGACGAGGAGAGUGUCUGAUUGUUUAUUUAUGUUGUGUAUGUGUGAGUGUGGGCCCCAAACAGCUGUUGGUGCAGAAAAUAAAGAAAGAAAAGCAACAACCGAAAGUAUCUCGAGUGUUGAAUAAAUUUCGUCAACAGCCCCCGCAAUAAAAAGUUCUCUCGGUUCCCGAGUCGCCCACCCCAUUACAGCCGCUCCCGAGCUCCGCAGCGGGGGAACCCGAUAAGUGUGUUGCCGAACCACACCCGCUCGGAUGAGCGAUUCUGAUUGAACAGCGACAGAAGAACCUGUGAGUCUACCGCCUGCGCCAUGUUUCUACGGGAAAUGCUCCUCCUCGGCGGCCUGGUGCUGCUGCUCGGGGGUCUGCCCCACCUCACGUCUACCACGACCACCACCACCUUGGUAGCUGCCAUGUCCAUUGCCAACCAGGACCUGGAGCGCUACUUCAGGCCGGCCAACGCCACCCACACCUUCGCCGGUAUGGAGGAGCGGAUCGCCGUGGACGUCUACAACUACGCCUUCCUAAACUGGUCGUACCCAGACCACGGAAACACUAUCUGCGAGACCGACUUCCCUCAGGAGCAGGCCCGUUACGGAGAGGGCCGGGUUCUGAAUGUAACGGGCCGCCUCAUCCACAUCAGCGCAUCGGACAACGUCAGCGACGACUACGCCUGCACGCCCUACAUCCGGGGCACCAUGGGCAACCCCACACCCGAGAAGGGCGUCACCUGGAUAGCCCUGGUCCGGCGGGGACGCUGCACCUUCGAGGAGAAGGUGAAGCACGUAUACCAGCAGAACGCCGCCGGGGUGAUCAUCUACAACGACAAGCAAGUGAUGCAGCUGGAGAAGAUGCAGAUCAAGGGCAAGACACGAAACAUUGCCGCUGUGAUAACCUACCAAAACAUUGGCCAGGACCUGGCCAUGACGCUGGACAGGGGCUUCAAUGUGACGCUCUCCAUCAUCGAGGGACGUCGUGGCGUUCGGACAGUUAGCAGUCUGAAUCGGACAUCCGUGCUCUUUGUGUCCAUAUCCUUUAUUGUCCUGAUGAUUAUAUCCUUGGUCUGGCUCGUCUUCUACUACAUCCAACGCUUUCGUUAUAUGCAGGCGAAGGACCAGCAAUCGCGAAAUCUGUGCUCGGUAACGAAAAAGGCCAUCAUGAAGAUCCCGACAAAGACGGGAAAAAUCAGUGACGAGAAGGAUGUCGAUAGUGACUGCUGUGCCAUAUGCAUCGAGGCCUACAAGCCCACGGACACCAUUCGGAUUCUGCCUUGCAAGCACGAGUUCCAUAAAAACUGCAUCGACCCGUGGCUCAUCGAGCACCGAACCUGCCCCAUGUGCAAGUUGGACGUGCUCAAGUUUUACGGCUAUGUGUUUCUGGGCAGCGAGGAGAGUAUCCUAGAGUACCAGCCCGAUCCCCCCGAGGGGGUGACGGCGUUGGCCGCCACCGCCUCCGCCCCCGCCACAGAGUCAGGCGGAUCUGCCCCGGCUCCGUCUCGAGCCCUGGCGGAUCUCAUUCACAGCCGCGACUUCGUGAUUGACUUUCCUCGCGUCUUCGUCCUGGACAGCGGCAGCGUGGUGGGCGCCCGGGACGUGCUAUUCCCGGAAAGGCUGCCGGAACGGUCCCAGAGCUCCCUGUCGCUGAGGCAGGCCCGCGACUGGAUGAGCCUCAUGAGCAACAAGCUGGAGGAGCAGCAGGGGCUGCGGCGUCUGCGCAAGGAUGAAAUGCAGCAGCAACUCCUCACUGCCCGCGACUCAGCGCGCCACCGCCGUUCGCGUUCGGCGGACGGACGCUAUUCAACCGGCUGCUUUGGUGGCCGCCAGCGCCAAGCAACUGCUCCAGGACAGCCGCAGCUCCACUCCCAGCUCCAACCCCAGCCCCAGCUUCAGCCGGAUGCAACCCAACUCCGUCGCACCAGCUCCACUCAGGCACUCCAGCAGCUGACCGACGCCUCCUAUGCCCAAUCCCGCCAGCGGCAGCGUGAGACCUUCGACUUUGCCAGGACACGAAGGCGUUUCAUGAGGCGUGAGAGUGAUGAGAUUUCAUUGCGCUCGCUGCCGCGGCGAGGGGCUGGGGCUGGGAAUGCCCCGCCUCCACCACCACCUCAGCGGGGACGGGAGGUUGCAGGAGGAGCAGCUCCCUCCAAUGACCAGGUCACCAUUCAAAUAAAUGGCGAGGGGGUUGACCUGAACGAGUGAUAGAUAGCUUACGCUUAUUUCCUUAUUCUCGAAUAUGUUGUUAUGCAGUGAAGAACUAAAAUUAUUACUUUAGAAACUAAAUACAAAGCGUUAAUCCUA